UACUUUGCUUCGAGGUUGGCUUUACAGUAUUUUUAAACUUUUCCUCCUUCGGUUGUGUACCAUUGUGCCACCGGUCCUGUCAUUUAAAUCCCGUAGCACGCAUUACGCGGUUUUUUCUAGGGAUAACGAUGUACGUGCUUAGUUGCGGUCAUUAGGCGUAUUAUGCGCUCCCGACCGGUAGUUUGGUGCACACCACUAUGAAGAGCGAGUUUGUGGAGGGCUGGGACUUGGCGCAAGUGCUGGGUGAAGGAGCGUAUGGGGAAGUGAAACUUCUGGUGAACAGGGCAACCCAAGAAGCAGUCGCCGUCAAGGUGUUGUACAAUACUGACCACGCUGAGGCAGCUGAGAACUUUAAGAAGGAGAUAUGUGUUCACCGAAUGCUUAACCACGAGAACAUUAUUAAAUAUUAUGGUAACAGGAAGGAUGGGACUCAUCAGUAUAUUUUUCUUGAGUAUGCGUCUGGUGGUGAGCUGUUUGACAGGAUAGAGCCCGAUUGUGGUGUGGACCAAGCAGUUGCGCAAAAGUAUUUCAAACAGAUAAUGGCUGGAGUGGAGUACCUGCAUGCUAAGGGUGUUGCACAUCGGGACCUGAAGCCUGAGAACAUCCUGUUGGAUGCAAAUGACACCAUCAAGAUCUCGGACUUCGGGAUGGCCACAGUGUUCAGGUUUCGGGGACAAGAGAGGCUACUUGUGAAGAGAUGCGGCACAAUGCCGUACAUUGCCCCUGAAGUACUUGUCAAGCAGUAUCGAGCAGAACCUGCUGAUAUCUGGAGUUGCGGGGUCAUACUAGUCGCACUACUAGGUGGCGAGCUGCCUUGGGAUAAGCCAUCUGCAUGUUGCCAGGAGUACAAAGACUGGAAGGAAUGCAAGAUUACUGUGCCACCAUGGUCAAAGCUGGACAAUGCAGUUCUCUCGCUUAUUCGGAAGAUACUCAUGCCAAACCCUGCCAAGAGGUACACUAUAGAGCAAAUCAAAAACCACCAGUGGAUGAAGAAAGUUCUCAAGUCAAAGAAUGCCAACACAAAGUGGCUGGGCAGCAGUGCAGACUCGCACACACGCAAAAUUAGCUGCUUCGACAUCGGCCAGGCAGCUGAUGCAAGCAGGGACGACACCAUCACGAGGCUCUCAAGUUCACAGCCAGAUCCAUUACGCAGAGUCGUUGAGCCAACUCUUGAACUUGCUUCUGACGCAGAUGUGCUUGCACAGCGUGUUAGCUUCUCACAGCCAGCACACCUCGAUGACUUGCUUCUGAGCACACAGACGCAGGGUACACAGAGUUCUUCACAGACACCCCUCCAGAGGUUAGUGAAGCGUAUGACAAGGUUCUUCGUUACCACUGACGCCCAGCAGACUGUUGAGGAGCUGAAGUCGCUCUUUGAGCGCCUUGGUUAUUCUUGGAAGACCAAUUCCCCAGGACAGAUCACUGUCACCACACAAGACAAACGCAAAGCACAGCUGGUGUUCAAAGCAAGCCUGAUUGAGAUGAGUGCGAAGAUCCUUGUGGACUUCAGGCUGUCUCGUGGUGACGGCUUGGAGUUCAAGAAGCACUUCGUGAUCAUUAGGGGCCACCUGUCUGAACACAUCGCCAAAGGGCCCGUCAGCUGGCCCAUCGCUGUGGCCACUAACAGCAUUCCUUGACAUGCGUCGUCGUAGUCUAGUGCUGCCUUCGUGAGACUGACUGGCAGAAUCUCAUGUGCCAAUUGUGCCUGCCUAGCAAUUCCUAUAUUCUUACCUGAUUGUGUGUAUAUUUGUAGUGUAAAUAGUGCUAUGCUAAUUAGUCGUAUUUUAAUGAAUGGCCCUGACCAACCGUCAGAAGUUUGGCAUGCUACAGACAAUUAAAGUGCCUUUUUAUGAUUUUACCCCAAGCACUCUACUAUGAGUUUACCUAGAACAAACCAAUGUGCAGAAUUUUUUAGAUCUUGUAUUGUCAUGGUUACAGAAGUUUAGGGCUUACAGUAGUCAUGUUGAUAGUUGUACAAGUUGGGAAAACUCAUUCGGCCAGUAGACCAAGCCCUAAGAGUCAAUUGCAGACUGAUUUAAACUGUUUGCGUAAACUGUGUUAUUUAUUACAAUGUUUUAAAUUAAAGCUGUGAAUUGCUGCAGUUCGUUGCAGAUCAGCCAAA
Messenger RNA from Rhipicephalus microplus (southern cattle tick), 2122 nucleotides. RefSeq names its product serine/threonine-protein kinase grp (gene grp). The record is from RefSeq and is a predicted model, not a curated record. NCBI's taxonomy places the organism in Eukaryota, Metazoa, Arthropoda, Arachnida, Ixodida, Ixodidae. Gene Ontology annotation, cellular component: cytoplasm. Gene Ontology annotation, biological process: protein phosphorylation; DNA damage checkpoint signaling. Gene Ontology annotation, molecular function: ATP binding; protein serine/threonine kinase activity.